This is a messenger RNA of Aspergillus ochraceoroseus IBT 24754, 2210 nucleotides long. RefSeq names its product putative DNA directed RNA polymerase III subunit Rpc82. The record is from RefSeq and is a predicted model, not a curated record. Gene Ontology annotation, molecular function: single-stranded DNA binding. The transcript has 4 exons. The coding region runs from base 174 to 2084 and encodes 636 amino acids. NCBI's taxonomy places the organism in Eukaryota, Fungi, Ascomycota, Eurotiomycetes, Eurotiales, Aspergillaceae. Gene Ontology annotation, biological process: DNA-templated transcription. Gene Ontology annotation, cellular component: RNA polymerase III complex.
GGGAAAAGACGACACAACAGGCAUUCAGUAGGGCUCACAGGCCUGGGGUUUUCGGUUAACUGCAAUUGAAGUGAAUUGGCUGGCCAUAUUAUCCCCCCAUGCCCUUUUUGCGGUGACCACUGUUCUCCUUCUAGAGAAUUGACGCUGGAGGGGUUCUCUAGAAGUCUAUAAAAAUGGCAACCCAGUAUGCGGCGGAGCUGGGGGUGCUCCUGGUUGAAGAUAAUUUUGGCGAGCUCUUCGGGCGAAUAUUCUCAACCCUUCACCGCUAUGACCGGCUCAAUAUCCAACGACUCAUGGCUCUCACUCGUCUUCCUGAAUCUCGACUCCGCGCGGCGCUAGUUGCUAUGAUCCAGCACCACCUUGUGUACCACUUUACUGCUGUUGACGAAGGCGUUACCUACUACAGCGCGAACCUACAGUCUGCAUACCACCUAGUCCGGACCGGCAAAAUUUUGGAGCUUGUUGAGGAUCGACUGGGAAAGUAUGCGGCAACCCUCAUGUCCACCAUCAUGUAUCUCGGUCAUGCGCAAGUGAGUCAUCUCGAGACACUCCCGGAGUUACAGGCGCAAGCCCCUAUCGCCAACGGAGCCAACGGGAGCCACGAGGAAAACGGAGACAAUGAAGAGCAUGGAGAUGAUGUGAAUGGGCUGAAUGGCGACUAUACUCUAGAGCAAACGAAUCUUCUUCAUCCAACCCUCAAAGCUCUAGCGAGUCAUGGAUACGUCAUUCGCGUUCGAGAGGCACAGCUACAGAGUCAUGCUGACAAUGUCCUUGAUAUCGAACGGACAUUGAAAUCCAAGGAAGAUAUACGGGGCUUGAAAGGCAAGAGGCUGGAAGAGGAGAUGGCAGAGAGAGUAGCUGCGAUGAUGAAGGAAAGACUCGACGGGGAUCUUACUCGUGGCCUAAUGGUCAACGGGGUUCCUCGAGGAGUGAAGCGAAGACAUGGAAACGGGGCCUCAGACGAUGCAGAAAGUAAGCGAGCGCGAAUGGAUUAUGUCGACGAUGAUGAAGACGACGAUGGGGAGGACGACAACGAAUGGUGGGAUGAUGAUGUCCCGAUGGAGUCUUCAUUGACAGUUCGCGUGAACUACGUGAAACUCGACGUCGCACUUCGAAACCGACGUUUCCUUGAACUGGCUGAGUGCGACGCACCCCCCGAAACAGCACAAAUAUACGACUGCUUGCUCCGACGUAUUGAGUACCAAACCCCCAGAUGCCGUGACUCCGUCGAAAUCCCCCGUGAAGGCGAAGAAGGCGAACAAUACUCCGUUGCCAUCCCCCUCUCCUCCAUAGCCCGCGACGUCGACCCAUAUCUCGACCUCACAGGGUCUAUUGCGCCCAUGGAUGGCUCUCAAGCCAGCAGCCGACUCGGAAAGCGCUCUUUUGAAGAAACCGAUAACGGCAACGACGAAGACAGCCCCAACGGCGUCAAUGGUUCCGCGUCAUCCGGCAACCGCACCUAUACAAUCGAUCAACAUCUCUUCUUACUCGCCCAACCCCCGCUCAACCUAACCUCCAAACGCACCGUUGGCGGCCUCUCCACCUGGGUCAUUGAGUUCCGCCACCUGGCCCGGAAAUUGCGCCACUUGGAGCUGGAACGUAUGAUCGAGUCCCGCUACGGCGACGUUGCGCUGCGGGUCGUCCGCGUGCUCCGAGCAAAGGGCAAACUUGACGAAAAGCGCCUCCAAGAAAUUAGUCUCCUCCCCUUUAAGGAUCUCCGUCAGGUCCUCGCUAGCAUGCAAACCGGCGGCUUUGUGGACCUCCAAGAGGUACCCCGCGACGCCCAACGUCAGCCCUCCCGCACCAUCUACCUGUGGUACUACGACCCCGACCGCAUCCGCGACAGUGUCCUCGAAGACACCUACAAGUCCAUGGCGCGGUGCUUGCAACGGCUAAGGGUCGAGCGCAGCCGUCUAAAGGAGUUCCUCGAGAAGACCGAGCGCAGUGACGUCAAGGGCAACGAGGAACGGUAUCUUUCCGAGGGAGAGCUGGAGCGACUGCGUGAAUGGAGGGCAAAGGAGGCGCUGCUCUUGGGCGAGGUUGCCCGGUUGGACGAUAUGGUGGCUGUGAUGCGGGAUUAUUAAAUCAUUUGCAUCCCCCCCCCCCCCUUUGUUUCAUUCGUAUGAGAGUUAUCGUCAGGUAGGAUUUCGAGUCAGCAUUUUGCAUGGAGUUAUGAGCGAUGAAACAAGAGAGAGAGAGAGAGAGAGAAA